CUGACUUGCCCAAGUGGGAGUUACUGGGAACUUGGCAGAUGGAGUUAUGCAUGUCUUCAUGUCUCUCUUUUCCUGCUGUGGCAGUCAAAACUUCCAACUUCACAGAAGCUACUGACAUAAGUCAGAACGUUUAAGAACUGCAUCACCAGAAAAAUAAGAGUGAGGAUAGAAAAAGAGGAAAUUCAAAAUGAAACAAGCGUGGAACACAACUUGCCCAAAUUGGCUGGUGGCAGAGGCUGUCCUGGAAAAGUAUUACCUUUCCAUUUUUUAUGGGAUCGAGUUUGUUGUGGGAGUCCUUGGGAACUGCAUUGUUGUUUUUGGCUACCUCUUCUGUCUGAAGAACUGGAAAUGCAGUAACAUUUAUCUCUUCAACCUCUCUAUCUCGGACUUGGCUUUUUUGUGCACGCUUCCUAUGCUGAUUAGAAGUUAUUCCAGUGGAAAGUGGAUAUAUGGGGACCUGUUGUGUAUAAGCAACCGAUAUGUGCUUCAUGCCAAUCUCUACACCAGCAUUCUUUUUCUCACUUUUAUCAGCAUUGAUCGAUACCUGCUCAUGAAGUAUCCUUUCCGGCAACACUUUCUACAAAAGAAGGAGUUCGCUGUUUUAAUCUCUUUGGCUAUUUGGGUUUUAGUAACCUUAGAGCUACUGCCCAUACUUCCCCUUAUAAAUCCUAAUAUAGCUGCCAAUGGCACCUACUGUACUGAUUAUGCAAGUUCUGGGGACCCCCAAAACAGCCUCAUCUAUAGCCUGUUCCUAACCUUCUUGGGAUUCCUCAUUCCUCUUUUGGUGAUGUGCUUCUUUUAUUUCAAGAUUGCUCUUUUCCUAAAGCAGAGGAGCAGGCAGCUUGCCACUGCUUUGCCCCUUGAAAAGCCUCUCACCUUAGUCAUCAUGGCAGUUGUGAUCUUCUCCAUGCUUUUUACUCCCUACCACAUCCUGCGGAAUGUGAGGAUUGCUUCACGCCUGGAGAAGUGGAAGGAGUACCGGUGCACUCAGGUCGCCAUCAACUCCUUCUACAUUGUGACUCGGCCUUUGGCCUUUCUGAACAGUACCAUCAACCCUGUCUUCUAUUUCCUUAUGGGAGAUCACUUCAGGGAGAUGCUGAUGAGUAAACUGAGGCACCAGUUCAAAUUCCUUACAUACAUUAGAAGGUGAGGUCCUGGACUGAUGUUUCCAUGCAGCAAAAAGUGAGAUGCUUGUGUAACAGAUUAUUUUAUAUGUGC
Messenger RNA from Lontra canadensis (Northern American river otter), 1218 nucleotides. It is a transcript of the gene SUCNR1, whose product is annotated as succinate receptor 1. The record is from RefSeq and is a predicted model, not a curated record. Lineage: Eukaryota; Metazoa; Chordata; Mammalia; Carnivora; Mustelidae. Bases 188 to 1150 code for a protein of 320 amino acids. Gene Ontology annotation, cellular component: plasma membrane. Gene Ontology annotation, biological process: G protein-coupled receptor signaling pathway. The transcript is spliced from 2 exons. Gene Ontology annotation, molecular function: G protein-coupled receptor activity.